AAGAAAAGUAAGUGCGGCACGCGGAGGGCAGUCGUUUAGAUUUGACCAAACUCGAAGCGCAGUGAUUUGCGAAAGGUUCGCUGUCGCAUGAAAAUAUCAUUAUCAAACAAUUCGGCUUCCUGGCUGGUUAGCUAGCUAUGCUAGCUGCGGCACUAUCAGACAACUUGGGGUAGAGUCAUACACAACUUUUGAGCGACGCAGCAAGAAAUGGACAAAAACGUGCGCAAGCUUCGAAGUAAAGAUAUAAACCCAUGCAUUGAAGAAAGUGAUGGCUCUCAGAAAUGUUUGGAUGCCAAUAACUAUGAUAAGAACAUGUGUUCUGCGUAUUUUCUGAGAUACAAAAACUGCAGAAAAUACUGGCACAACAUCAUGGUGAAUAGGAGACGAGACGGCGUGAAGCCUGACAUGCCCACUGCUGAGGAGCGCCAGGAGAUACUGGCUGCCAUUGGAGGCAAGCCCUAUUGAGGCAGUGGCAAGCCCUAUUGAGGCAGUGGCAAGACCAGCAGAAGGAAACACUGGAGCGGGGUGUAGACCAUACUUUCCAGUAAAGCUCUGGGACAGACCCCUUCUUUAUGAAGGUCUGAGAGCUCCUCCACACACCUCACCAUUAUGAUGCUGACCGUGCCCCAAGAGGUGCCUCUGCCGCACUGUGUGCUGCUUGCCACUAAAGGUUGACGGUGGCGUUGAAACCUGUGUCAAAUACUGAUAUCAAUGAUCAAAUCACUACAGUAUGCCUAAUGCGGAAAUCUGGCUAUGAAUGUGCAUAGCUGGUUAGUAUGAGUGGAGCUAUAUGGAAAAGCACUUGCGAGUUGCCUUGAUGAAUCAAGCGUUUUAAUAGUCUUUAAACAUUUACAUUUAAGUCAUUUAGCAGAUGCUCUUAUCCAGAGCGACUUACAAAUUAAAUUUAAAGAAAGAACUGGAAAGACUAUGGACUUACUCACCUUUAUUUGCAAGCCAGCAUCUCUGAAAAUAAACUGAAUGUGUUUUUGUAAAAAGUGUAUUUAUUUAGUAUACUUUUUCACAAUCGCGUAAAAGCGUCUUUGGAACAAUGUUGUCGAUUUUUACAACAGUCCACAAGACGACUCUGGCCUUUCGCAGAACAGUAAAUGUAAUUGCUUUCUUAAUACAUUCUUAACUAUGAUGCAGUCAAUUACAUUCAUUUAAAAAAACAGGACUGCCUGCAAAGACAUUAAUGCAACCAUAUUCAUCUCUGGAGUACAAGCAGACAAAACAGAAAGUUAGUCUUUAUUUGCAGUCACUAAGUCAUGAUCAAAAUUGGUACUAGCCUACAACCAUUGAAAGGUGCAGAAUUAUGUGCGAUUACUCCUUUUAUGCAUAUUUCAUACACAUUAAAUGUUUUUAAAAUAAGCACAUUGUGUGCAGGAUUCAUUCAUUGGUAUCAUCCCAAUCUUAAUUCCUUGUAUUCAAUGCAUAGGCUGGUUUGCUCAUAGUUUUGUAGACUUUCCAUUGGUGCACAUGAUAGGCAAUGAGGUGAAUACAAUGGAGGAACUCCACUGAUAUGAAUGUAUAGCCUCAAUCCACACCAAAGCUCUACAAUGGAAGGUCACAAUGUUGGAGAUGAUUUACUUAGAAGUAACCCAACUUCACUCUGCAUGUCAGCGAUAUUGUACAAAAUCAUAUAAAUUAGUCCCCAUUACUUAGAUCUUUCACGAUAUUGUACAUGGUAGGACACUGAUGGGAUUGAAAUAGAAUUCCGUGCGAUAGUAUUUACUCAUUGCCGGAAACAGUGUUGUACACAUUUCUCUUCGGAUGAAAAAAAAACAUUUUUGUUAAUAUUCUGUGAAAUAAAGACUACAAUUCA
Molecule: messenger RNA, 1822 nt
Organism: Salmo salar (Atlantic salmon)
Lineage: Eukaryota; Metazoa; Chordata; Actinopteri; Salmoniformes; Salmonidae
Gene: chchd7
Product: coiled-coil-helix-coiled-coil-helix domain containing 7
Biological process (GO): mitochondrial respiratory chain complex assembly
Cellular component (GO): mitochondrion
Source: RefSeq, a predicted model, not a curated record